Molecule: messenger RNA, 2352 nt
Organism: Sabethes cyaneus
Lineage: Eukaryota; Metazoa; Arthropoda; Insecta; Diptera; Culicidae
Gene: Mcm10
Product: protein MCM10 homolog
Exons: 2
Coding region: 1-2352 (783 amino acids)
Biological process (GO): DNA replication initiation; DNA replication
Cellular component (GO): replication fork protection complex; nucleus
Molecular function (GO): DNA replication origin binding; single-stranded DNA binding
Source: RefSeq, a predicted model, not a curated record
AUGUCAUCCACCGAAACAAAAGAUGAACAGGAAUCACUUGAAAUCGAUGAGCUGGAACAACUUUUACUUGAUGCGGAAUCGGAAGAAAAACAGCUGUGCAGGGGAGAAAUUAUUUUAUCUGAGCCAUCCUCUUCAAAAACUGGAGUGGUGAAACGAAAAACUUUAUCUAUAGCCGGAUCUACUUUUCUUAAAGACUUGACGCAGGAAAGUAACAGUGACGGGCCAUUAUCUAAGCAGUCCAAGCUGUCCAGCGUGGUACACAAGGGGGACACGGAUUCGUCCGACGAUGAAGAUGUUCGAAAUUUUCUAGCACGAAAGUAUGACGAAUACGGUCAAGGUAUCAACGCACUGUUGAAACAAAAAGAAGAACAGAAAAUUGAUUUUGAGGUUUCUAAUUUUGUCAAUCGAGCUAUAAAAAAAGCAGACGAAGAUGUUGCUCGAAUACCUCAAAAAGCGGAGCCUGUAAAGAAACAUAGUUUGACGCAGGAUAUCCGUCCUUUCUUUGGGGCUGCAAAAGUCGAUAACCCCGUUCAAGCUUCGAAAAAUACAAUUCCAGAUAUUUUUAAAAGUAGCGUUUACACUGAUCCAGUGUUCGGUAUUCGUAUAGUGCAUCCACUAGUGUCCAGUACAGUUCUACAAGAACGAAUGCAAGGACGUAAGGCAGUACCUAUGGUACGUCUUAAGUAUCAUAUCGAGAAUGGUAAUCUGAAGGAAGAUUGGGCACUGGCGGGGGUUGUCUUGAGCAAAAGUCCAACAAAAACUACAGCCAAAGGAGGACAGUUUGCCAUUUGGAAAUUAAGUGAUCUUCACGGUGAAAUCAAAGUGAUAAGUUUGUUUCUGUUUUCUCAAGCGUAUAAAGAUCUGUGGAAAACAGCAGAGGGCAUGGUUAUCUGCAUUUUAAAUCCAGGUGUGCUUGAGCGAAAUGAUGACAAAAAUUCAGUCGCAACACUGUCGAUUGAUAAGUCAUCAAAAGUUAUGAUUUUGGGACAGUCGAAGGAUAUGGGAACUUGUCGCAGUAAAAAGAAAAACGGAGAAAAAUGUACGGCUUUUGUAAAUUUGAGCGAAUGUGAAUACUGCGUUUAUCACGUCAAACAGGAGUACAAUAAGGCAUGCAAUCGGGGAGGACUAAUCUCAUCGACCGCUGGGCGGGGCUUGAAUGAACUUAGGAAUAAAGUUCUUGGGAAGAAUGAGGUAUUUUAUGGUGGUCAAAGUUUUACUGCAGUAAAAGCAACUAAAAAUCCCAAACAAGUGCAAAAGGAUAAAGAUCGUCUCAUGACACUCUCUGAAUACUAUCAGUCGCCAUUUCAGGGAAGCAGCUCUGGAGGAAGUGCUAACCCACAAAGAAAUUCAACCUCCACACCUUCUUAUCGUCAGCAGCAACAGAAUGUUCCCAAGAAACGAGCGGCAUCUGGGUUGGAAACAAAUAUAAAGCAACGCGAGAAGGAUAUCGAACGACUGAAACAGUUAGAUAGUGGUUCAACGGCAGUUUCUACUCCUAUGAAUACUCUACAGAAAAUCACGCCUAAGGAGAACCCCAAAGAAGCAUCAUUAGCACCCCGUUUAGUAGCUUCUAACGGAUUUGAGAACCGAUCGUUUAGUUCAGAAACAAAAGCAGCUCCCCGCUUAAGUACCGGUAACUUCGUAAUCGAUUUGGGCGCUUCCCCGAAACAAGCUCUUCAUUCGCGACAGAAAGCGUUGGAAAUUUUGAAAAAGAAACCUUUAGAAAAAUCUAACCCCAAUUUUAUCAAACAUCGUGGUACUGAAACAGGUAAGAAACGUGCCUUAGAACAGAUAUCAGCAAUAGACGAUUCUGAAUCGGACAAUAACGCUAAAAAGCGAAAACUAGACGAAAAAGAACAAAAGCGAAAAGAAUGGAUUCAAAAAAUCAUGAAUACAUCAUCGUCUCACACUGAUCUAAUCCAAGCUCACGAAGACGAACAACAGGAGAAGUAUUUCAAAGAUCUUGAACGCAAAGAAGCAAUGGAGGAAAAAAUGAUGAAUACGUUCAAAGUUGCAUGUAAAGCUGUCAUCUGUACGCGCUGCAAAUAUAUAGCCUUUUCGGCAGCAGAUCGUUGCAAGGAGGAGCAACACGAGUUGCGUGUUCGGGAUGUUGAGAAACGGUUUUUCAAAUGUGCAGAUUGUGGCAACCGAACUGUUUCCUUGCAUCGGUUGCCGAAAACCUCGUGCCGCAAUUGUCAAAGUUCACGCUGGGAACGCUGUGCGAUGAUCCGGGACAAGAAGAGCUCACAACCUGGAGCAGGUCUAUCUAUUCGUGGCGAUGAAGAAAAGUUUCUGGGAAGCUGCGCCAAUGCUGCCAAUUUGAAUUUACUAGUGCCCGACGAAGGGUGUUAG